This is a messenger RNA of Larimichthys crocea (large yellow croaker), 449 nucleotides long. Its product is annotated as exosome complex component RRP40-like. Gene Ontology annotation, biological process: U4 snRNA 3'-end processing; poly(A)-dependent snoRNA 3'-end processing; TRAMP-dependent tRNA surveillance pathway. NCBI's taxonomy places the organism in Eukaryota, Metazoa, Chordata, Actinopteri, Sciaenidae. The record is from RefSeq and is a predicted model, not a curated record. Gene Ontology annotation, cellular component: cytoplasmic exosome (RNase complex); nuclear exosome (RNase complex). The transcript is spliced from 2 exons. Gene Ontology annotation, molecular function: RNA binding. The annotation marks the transcript as partial.
CGCUGCUCUGCUCGCUGCGCUUCCUGUUUCCGGUGUGGAACAACAACAACACGUGUGUGUCUGCAGAGCUCGACAUGUUUCCCGCCUUGCACCGGAGAGUCGGGGACGUUUUGUUACCGGGAGACGAGUUCUCCCCCGAGGCCGACGACAGCAUCUCUCUGACGGAGCACGUGAAGCCGGAGAAGGUGGUGUGCGGCCCGGGGCUGCGGCGGAGCGGGGCCCGGCUGCUGGUGUGUAAGAGCGGCGUGCUGCGACACAAACAGCCCAACAUGUUCUGGAUGGAGUCCCAGCAGAGGAGGUAUGUCCCGGCUAAAGGUGAGACCGUCAUCGGCAUCGUGACGGUCAAAUCAGGAGACGUCUUCAAGGUGGACUGUGGAGGGAGUGAGCAGGCGUCUCUGUCCUACCUGGCCUUUGAGGGAGCCACCAAGAGGAACAGACCCAACGUACAG